AUGUCCGACCGCGCAUCGACCCAAGAUGAAACACAGAAGGGCUACAGCCUAGAGGAACUCACCAUCGUCGACCAGACGACACAAAAGGAUGCAUAUAGCGACGAGAGACCUGGUGGCUUGCCAGAAUGGAAGUGGAAGGCGGCCGUUCUCAUCUUCAUUAUCACAGGCUCUUGCAGUGGAUACGACGUCAGUAACGUUGCCAACAUUCAGCCUCGCCUCUACGAAGCCUUUGGCAACAUCGAACUCCUCCCCUGGAUCGGCCUCUCUUACUCGCUCGCCAACUUUGCCGUCUUGUCCUUCGCUCGCAAGAUCGCCUACUGCUUUGACCUGAAAUGGGUCUACCUUGUCCACCUUGCCAUCUUUAUGGUCGGCACGGCCAUCGGUGGUGCCUCCAACGACAUCCAGACCAUGAUUGUUGCCCGUGUUAUCAUGGGCUGGGGUGGUUCUGUCUGUCAGCAGAUCAACUUCUCCUACGUGGCCAUUCUGGCCAAACCCUCCGAAACAGCAGGUCUAUUUGGCAUUCUCAGCGCCAUGUGGGCAGUUGGCCUUGUUGUUGGCGGUCCCAUCGGCAGUGCCUUCGCCGAGAACAGCCACACUACUUGGCGAUGGGCGUUUUAUAUCAAGCUCCCGAUUGUUGGCCUUUGCCUCGCUCUUGCUGUCAUUUGCCUCCCCUCGCGGUCCCUCGCCACAGCCAACGUCUCUGUCUGGAGGCGUCUCGUUAGCAUCGACCCUAUCGGCGUCGCCUUCAACAUGAUCGUACCUGUCCUAUUCGCCCUUGCGACAACCUUCUCGGGACCCAUCUGGGACUGGGGCUCCGCUGCAUCUACCGCGGUGUGGAUAGUUUUUGCUGUGGCUCUCGUUGCUUGGGUCUCGCAGCAGUACUUUUGUAUCUUUACAACGCCCGAGGAGCGCGCCAUUCCUAUGCAUAUGUUCUCAAAGCUUAGACUGCUCCCCAUCUGGGUUGCAACAGGCUGCGCAGGCGCCGCUUAUGCUGUAACCCUGUACUACACCCCGCUCUUCUACGCCUUCGCCCGCGGCCACGGCGCCAUUCAGCAGACAGUUCGCAUGCUGCCCUUCAUCAUCGUUUUCAUCUUUGUUGUACUCUUUACCGGCGUUCUCCUCACCGUCAUCGGCCGUUACAAGAUCAUCUAUCUUUGUGCUGCCACCAUUACACUCGCUGCAUCUAUCGCAAUGGCUACCACCAUGGACGACAAGGUCUCUGAGGCGCAGGUAAUGGGUAUUGAGGCCCUCAUUGGCAUCGGUCUUGGGAUGCAGUUCCAGCACGGCCUUGGUAUCUCCAACGUCAUCAACAAAACCGAACGUGACCGCGUGGACAGCACUGUGAUAUGCAACAUGGUUCAGAUGGGAUCCAUAGCUAUCACUCUCUCCAUCGCAGGGUGUAUUUUCCAAAACGUGGGCUUCAACCUGCUAUCCUCCGCAGUGGGACGGAAGCAGUACUCGGAGGAGGAUAUCCGUGAAGCCCUGGCUGGUGUGUCGUCGGUUGUCUGGCAGACCAAAGACCGGCAGGUUGUUGCACGAGGCAUCGCAGCUGUGACAGAGGUCCUUUCUCGAGAGUUCUACAUCGUCGUCGCUAGCUCAGCGGUAUGUUUGGUAUGCGCUAUAUGCAUGAGCUCAGAGAAGCUGGACUAUGGCAGGAAGAAAAGUACCAAAGCAACAACCCCGGACUCGUCGUAG
Molecule: messenger RNA, 1695 nt
Organism: Fusarium keratoplasticum
Lineage: Eukaryota; Fungi; Ascomycota; Sordariomycetes; Hypocreales; Nectriaceae
Product: MFS domain-containing protein
Exons: 3
Coding region: 1-1695 (564 amino acids)
Biological process (GO): transmembrane transport
Molecular function (GO): transmembrane transporter activity
Source: RefSeq, a predicted model, not a curated record